AUCAUGUAAAAAAUUCGGAGUGUCGUCUAAAUUUUUUUAACGAAAAAUCGUAAUACAGAGGAAAACAGUGGGGGGUAUUUCCGUCUUUUUACCUAUGUUUCAGUACAAUAUAAAAUCGAUCACCGCUUGUCACAAACUGAAAACAAGCGCCAGUUUCCAGAGCGCACCGACCGUCUUUCUUCUCCCCUGCAGUUGCUCUGCCUCAGUAGUCCCCUGCCUCACAGUUUCGCGCGCCCAUAUUCCCCUCUCUCUCACUCACGGGAUCUUCUUCCAUGGCGAACCUCGAGCCGGAGAAGCGGACCUUACUGAACCACCACAAGGAGAAGCACUUCACCGCCGGCGAGGUCAUCCGCGACAUCAUCAUCGGCGUCUCCGACGGCCUCACCGUGCCCUUCGCGCUCGCCGCCGGGUUGUCCGGCGCCAAUGCCCCUUCUUCCAUCGUCCUCACCGCCGGCCUCGCCGAGGUGGCCGCCGGCGCCAUCUCCAUGGGACUCGGAGGGUAUUUGGCGGCGAGGAGCGAGGCGGACCAUUACUCCAGGGAAUUGAGGAGAGAACAGGAAGAGAUCGUCGCCGUCCCAGAUACAGAGGCGGCGGAGGUGGCGGAGAUCCUGGCGGAAUACGGAAUUGAGCCACACGAGUACGCGCCGGUGGUGGCCGCUCUGCGUAAGAGGCCUCAAGCUUGGCUUGAUUUCAUGAUGAAGUUUGAGCUGGGACUGGAGAAGCCGGAUCCAAGAAGAGCGGUGCAGAGUGCGUUGACGAUCGCGAUAGCGUACAUUAUCGGGGGAUUGGUGCCUCUCGUUCCUUACAUGUUCAUCGCGAGGGCUCAGGACGCGGUGAUUGCGUCGGUCAUCGUGACGCUUAUAGCGUUGCUGCUGUUCGGGUUCGCAAAGGGUCAUUUCACUGGGAGCAGGCCUUUCAUCAGUGCCUUGCAAACUGCACUUAUAGGUGCCAUUGCUUCUGCCGCUGCGUUCGGCAUUGCUAGAGCUGUUCAAACUUGAUGGUGCAUGCCUGCUAGCCUCGGCUUUGCAGUUAUAACGUCGUGCGUAGCGGACUGGAAUCUUGGGUGACAGUGUGUGUUGUUUCUGGAUGAUAAUAUAGUUAUAGUCACGGUUUUCAAUUGUUGCUAAACACGAUCACACCAUUACUGAUGCACCGAAUUUCAUCAUAACAUAAGCA
Molecule: messenger RNA, 1176 nt
Organism: Linum tenue
Lineage: Eukaryota; Viridiplantae; Streptophyta; Magnoliopsida; Malpighiales; Linaceae
Source: the annotation of a GenBank genome assembly